Vicia faba (fava bean) is the source of this 795-nucleotide messenger RNA. The record is from the annotation of a GenBank genome assembly. Lineage: Eukaryota; Viridiplantae; Streptophyta; Magnoliopsida; Fabales; Fabaceae.
AUGGAUCCAAAUUCCAAUUCCAAAUCCAAAUCCUCUACCAGAUUUCACAACCCUUUUGGAUCACCAAUACUAAGAACUGUGUUUUUCCGAGCACUACUUCUUGCUACUGCUAUCUCCAUCGUUUCACUUCUUCACUCACUACCCACCAUGGAUUUAGUCCCCAAAACCUACGACCACGAUUGCACCAUUGAACUCGAAGAUUCAAACGUCACUAUAUCACCAGGUUCUUAUCUCUUCCAGAGUAGAAUCAUAAACAACUUCUGGGGUUCAUUUGACUCAUUGAACUGCAAAAAAGAAAUCAACUUGGUUUCAAACGUAGUCAAAGAGUUGAAGUCUCAACGAAGACUCAUGAAUCACAGCGUUGAAUCUCUUUGUAUUGGCGAAGCUUCAAACAUAGCCGUUUCCACUUUGCAGAAACUCGGUUUCUCCAAUGUGAUUAACCAUAGAUUUUUCUCAUUCAACAUGAAGAAUUUCGUUUACUCGCUUGAUCAGUAUCGCGACGCCUCGUUCGGGUUUGUUUUGUCCGAUGAUUUAGGGAAAGUUACUGUCCCUGCAUUGCUUGUUCUUGAAGUUGAACGUAUUCUUAAACCGAACGGAAUCGGCGUUUUGCUUUUGGAUUUUGAUAGUGAGAGUGAGAGUGUUUAUUCCGUUCAUGACAUUAACAACAUUAACAUGAUAAGAAUUGCUUCACCGGUUUCAUCCUUGUUAAGGUUUUCGUCUAUCAUUCAUGUUGGAGUUGUCAGUAAUCACAGCCUUAUUGUUUUCAAGAAAAACUCAGAAUCAGAAUCCGAAUGA